Molecule: messenger RNA, 11765 nt
Organism: Hipposideros armiger (great roundleaf bat)
Lineage: Eukaryota; Metazoa; Chordata; Mammalia; Chiroptera; Hipposideridae
Gene: NAV2
Product: neuron navigator 2
Exons: 43
Coding region: 1911-9365 (2484 amino acids)
Biological process (GO): nervous system development; neurogenesis
Molecular function (GO): ATP binding; ATP hydrolysis activity; protein binding
Source: RefSeq, a predicted model, not a curated record
UUCUCCUGGCCCCGUACAUUGCCAGGUACUUGUGCUAAAGAACUGUCAUGCACUAUCUCAUUUAAUUGAAACAAUAGUGAAUUAUUUAAAUACAGUCAAGCCUCCUUACUCCAAGUGAAAACCGAAGCUUUAUACGGAUGCAAUAAGAUUGAAGAACUUGCCCAGUUUAAAUCCAGGCAGUCCUGCAAGGAGGGGGGCUCCUCAUCCAUGAAACACGAGGGUUUCUGACCUGCCUGGAUCAUUCCUUCCAAUUCUUAUCCUUUGAGUCAGUAGAAGCCCAAACAGCAACUGAGAGGAGUAAAGAAAUCCUCAGGCGAAUUAAAGUCGAGGAACCUGUGGGGCCAGUGUGUCCAAGGCACGGACAGGGAGGGGCUCCUACAUGAAAUGCAGCAAGGUUCAGCCUGAGCCAGCCAGGGUCCUGGAGCCUCUCCUGACUUCCUCAGGCCACUCUAAUUACAGAGUCUGUGGUAGGUUGCAAGGAGGAGCUGUUUCGGGGCGGAAAGCUUCCUUGGGUAUUGUAUUUGCCUAUAAAUACUUCAAAUAGUUAAGUGAAAUGUGCAGCCUUUGAAAGCUGGAGAGGAAGCUAUUGGGAGGCCCCCCGGGUCCGCCUGGCAGAGCAAGCAGAAAAGAAGAGAAAUGGCUGGCGUGUCGUUAACGCGGGAGACGAGUAACAGCCCUGCCCAGGCCAGAUGGCGGGGCGCGGGGCCUCGGGCGCGACUCCGGAAGACUCAAACCGUUAAGGUGACCAGAAUAAUUUGAAAAGGGAAACAAACUUCUCCCGAGCCGUGCCCUCGGGGCCCGGAGGGGGACGUUUGCGUUUGAAAGGGCAUUUUUCAAAAGAAGGUUUCAAGGCGCGGGGGUGUCGGCCCGCCGGGAAGCGCGCGGCCGGAGCAGUGCUGCAGAGCGGCCACCAGCCCGCUUUGUACUUGCGGCCAAGCGCGGCCCCAGAGUUUCGGCCGCAGCCCGGGAGUUGAGGCCACGCCCCCUUUGCAGUGAGAGCCGCGGCCGCUGAUUGGCGCGCCAACGACCAAUGGGCGCGCCGGGGCGGCCCGGGCUGUCAGCGCGCGCCGCAGACUCGCGGCCGCAGCCUGUCUUCCCCAGUGCGGAGCCCGGCAGCCAGAGCAGCCUUCCCGGGAAGCGCGACGGCCGCUCGCGAGCGCAGCCCUGCCCAGUCGCGCGUCUCGGUGCCCGUGCCCCACUGCCACAGCUUUGCGCUAUAGCGCAUGGAGCAUGUGCAGACUCACAGGCGCUAAGGUGCUAUCUAUCCGGGGGGCUUCUGAGCAGUGGUGACGCUGUCACGCCUAGAGAGACCUUCGGGGGCUCUCGCCGCGCCUCUGCGUCGCGGGUGACACUGCGGUGCUCGCGAUCAGGGCGGCAGCUGCCUCUUGGUGGAGACGUCUUGGGCUCCGUGUGCCCUCCCUCUCCCUUUCUCCGCCGCUCGCUCCUUCCCUCGCGGGUUCACACUCGCAGCUUCCCGGAGCUGGAAGCGUGCGUCCCCGCCGCUUCUCUUCCAAAGGGGCCUCCUCACUUCAGAGAUGCAGUGACAAAUUAAUAUGGGCUUCCAAGCCUCGGGUUCCCAGGAAGAGAAUCGCAAGAGGCAACUGCCCCUGAAAGCCCAGAGCCUUUGAACAGGCGGCCCAGGAGGGGCGUGAGACACAGCUGCAGCAUCCAUCCAGGUGGGACCAGCUGAGCACCGCGACAGGUUCUCCGCCGCAUCCCAGCACCUUUAAGGCGCGCUCGCCGGAUUGCUCCGAGUUCCCCGACCGGGGAUUUUUUUUCCCCCCUGCGCUGGUGGUGGGCGCCUCGCGGGCCGAGGCCCGGCGCCUGCUCUGCUGCCCGCGCUGCCUUUAGCGGUCGCCUCCGCCGCUGCUGCCAGGGACGUGCUGGGAAAACCGAAGCCCCGAGAGAAGAUGCCGGCCAUCCUGGUCGCCUCCAAAAUGAAGUCGGGACUGCCCAAACCCGUGCACAGCGCCGCGCCCAUCCUGCACGUGCCCCCGGCCCGGGCCGGCCCCCAACCCUGCUACCUCAAGUUGGGAAGCAAGGUGGAGGUGAGCAAGACCGCCUUUGCUAGCCAGAUCCCCCUGAAAUCGCAGGGACUACCAGAGCUGGCGGCGGAGGGGCUCCCUGUGCGGAAGAGCGGCUCGUUGGAAAAUGGGUUCGAUACCCAGAUCUACACGGACUGGGCCAAUCAUUAUCUAGCCAAAUCAGGCCACAAACGUCUCAUCAAGGAUCUCCAGCAAGAUGUGACAGACGGCGUCCUCCUGGCCCAGAUUAUCCAGGUCGUGGCAAAUGAAAAGAUUGAAGACAUCAAUGGCUGUCCGAAGAACAGAUCGCAAAUGAUUGAAAACAUAGAUGCCUGCUUGAAUUUCCUGGCAGCCAAGGGAAUAAACAUCCAGGGGCUGUCUGCAGAAGAAAUCAGGAAUGGAAACCUCAAGGCCAUUCUAGGCCUCUUCUUCAGCCUCUCCCGGUACAAGCAGCAGCAGCAGCAGCCCCAGAAGCAGCUCCUCUCCUCACCGCUGCCGCCUGCCGUGUCCCAGGCGGCCGGGGCCCCUUUCCAGUGCCAGGCUGGCACUCCUCAGCAACAGGUGCCAGCCACUCCCCAAGCCCCGUGCCAGCCUCACCAGCCAGCACCGCAUCAGCAGUCAAAAGCACAAGCUGAAAUGCAGUCCAGUGCAUCAUCCAAGGACUCAUCUCAAAGCAAAAUCAUCCGCUUCACUCUGGGUCAGAAAAAGAUCUCUAGGCUUCCGGGUCCUACCGCUAGGGUAUCCGCUGCAGGCAGCGACGCCAAGACACGCGGAGGGGCGGCCACUGCUAACAACCGCCGCAGCCAGAGCUUUAACAACUAUGACAAGUCCAAACCAGUCACCUCCCCGCCCCCACCAAGCAGCCAUGAGAAAGAGCCAUUGGCAAGCCCAGCCUCCUUCCACCCCGGAAUGAAUGAAAAUGCACCUGUUUCUUUGGACAGUGGCAGCAGCUCCACCACCCCUGCUAAUUGCAAUGUCUCCUCGGCCAUCCCCCAGCCCGGGGCCGCCAAGCCCUGGCGCAGCAAGUCCGUCAGCGUGAAGCACAGCGCCACGUCGUCCAUGCUGUCAGUCAAGCAGCCCGUGCCCGAGGCCCCCAGGCCCAGCUCCGAAGCCUUGAAGCCAGCCCCCAAUAAUCAGAAGUCCAUGCUAGAAAAACUAAAACUUUUCAACAGCAAAGGGGGUUCCAAGGCGGGUGAGGGACCAGGGUCGCGGGACACCAGCUGUGAACGGUUGGAGAUUCUGUCCAGCGUUGAAGAGAGCGAAGAGAUGGAGGCCACCAGUCGCACGCUGUCCAUGGCGGGCCCCCCUUCCAACAGCCCCAAGAUCGCACUGAAGGGCAUCGCCCAGAGAACUUUCAGCCGGGCGCUGACCACCAAGAAGAGUUCCCCGAAAGGCAAUGAAAAGGAAAAGGAGAAACAACAGCGGGAGAAGGAAAAGGAGAAAAGCAAGGACCUCACCAAGAGAGCCUCUGUGACAGAGAGGCCAGACCUCAGAGAGGGGCCAAAAGAAGACCCCAGUGGGGCAGUGGUGACGGAGAUGCCAAAAAAGUCCUCCAAGAUCGCCAGCUUCAUCCCCAAAGGGGGCAAACUCAGCAGUGCCAAGAAGGAGGCGCCAGCCCCUUCCCUCAGUGGAAUACCAAAACCAGGGAUGAAGAGCAUGCCCGGGAAAUCCCCAAGUGCCCCUGCCCCUUCCAAGGAGGGGGAGCGGAGCCGGGGUGGCAAGCCGAGUUCGGGGCUCCCCCAGCAAAAGCCCCAGCUGGACGGCAGACACUCCAGUUCCUCCUCCAGCCUGGCAUCCUCGGAAGGGAAAGGCCCAGGAGGGACCACCCUGAACCACAGCAUCAGCAGCCAGACUGUCAGUGGGUCCGUCGGGACCACCCAGACCACAGGAAGCAAUACCGUCAGUGUUCAGCUACCUCAGCCCCAGCAGCAAUACAACCACCCCAACACUGCCACGGUCGCACCUUUCCUGUACAGGUCCCAGACAGACACUGAAGGGAAUGUUACUGCCGAGUCCAGCUCAGCGGGUGUGAGCGUGGAGCCCAGCCACUACUCCAAGAGUGCACAGCCUGCUCUGGAAGAACUCCCUGGAGAAGACCCUGAGGCUCGGCGACUGCGGACAGUGAAAAACAUCGCUGACCUGCGGCAGAAUUUGGAGGAGACCAUGUCCAGUUUACGGGGAACUCAGGUUACACACAGCACAUUGGAAACCACAUUUGACACCAAUGUCACCACAGAGAUCAGCGGACGCAGUAUCCUCAGCUUGACGGGCAGGCCUACUCCUCUAUCCUGGAGACUUGGCCAGUCCAGCCCUCGGCUCCAAGCAGGAGAUGCCCCCUCUAUGGGCAACGGGUACCCGCCUCGAGCCAACGCCAGCCGGUUCAUCAACACUGAGUCGGGCCGCUAUGUGUACUCUGCCCCUCUGAGGAGGCAGCUGGCCUCCAGGGGCAGCAGUGUCUGCCACGUGGAUGUCUCAGACAAGGCGGGAGAGGAGAUGGACUUGGAAGGCAUCAGUAUCGAUGCUCCCGGCUACAUGAGCGACGGGGACGUCCUGAGCAAGAACAUCCGGACGGAUGACAUCACCAGCGGGUACAUGACCGAUGGUGGACUUGGCCUCUACACCCGUCGCCUGAACCGGCUCCCUGAUGGGAUGGCUGUGGUGCGGGAGACGCUGCAAAGAAAUACCUCCCUGGGCCUUGGAGACGCUGACAGCUGGGAUGACAGCAGCUCCGUCAGCAGCGGGAUCAGUGACACCAUAGACAACCUCAGCACUGAUGACAUCAAUACCAGCUCCUCCAUCAGCUCCUAUGCCAACACACCUGCCUCCUCUCGCAAAAACCUGGAUGUCCAGACCGACGCAGAGAAGCACUCGCAGGUGGAGAGGAAUUCCCUGUGGUCUGGUGAUGAUGUCAAGAAGUCCGACGGCGGGUCAGACAGCGGCAUAAAGAUGGAGCCAGGGUCUAAGUGGAGGCGGAAUCCCUCGGACGUGUCUGACGAGUCCGACAAGAGCACAUCGGGCAAGAAGAACCCGGUCAUCUCCCAGACAGGCUCGUGGCGGCGAGGCAUGACAGCUCAGGUGGGCAUCACCAUGCCAAGGACGAAGCCGGCUGCCCCGGUGGGCACGCUCAAGACCCCAGGAACUGGAAAAACCGAUGAUGCAAAGGUGUCUGAGAAAGGCAGGCUGUCUCCCAAAGCCUCCCAGGUGAAGCGCUCCCCAUCAGAUGCAGGCCGCAGCAGCGGUGACGAAUCCAAAAAGCCCCUCCCCAGCAGCUCCAGGACGUCCACUGCCAAUGCCAACAGCUUUGGGUUCAAGAAGCAGAGUGGCUCGGCCGCCGGUCUGGCCAUGAUCACAGCCAGCGGGGCCACCGUCACCAGCAGGUCAGCUACACUGGGCAAAAUCCCCAAAUCAUCUGCCCUUGUCGGCCGGUCUACUGGUCGGAAGACGAGCAUGGAUGGGGCUCAGAAUCAGGAUGAUGGGUAUCUGUCUCUCAGCUCCCGGACAAACUUGCAGUACCGGAGUUUGCCACGGCCCAGUAAGUCCACCAGUCGGAAUGGGGCUGGGAACAGGUCUAGUACAAGCAGCAUAGAUUCCAACAUCAGCAGCAAGUCAGCAGGCCUGCCAGUGCCCAAGCUGAGGGAGCCUUCCAAAACGGCCCUAGGCAGCUCUCUGCCAGGUCUGGUCAACCAGACGGAUAAGGAGAAAGGCAUCUCGUCGGACAAUGAGAGCGUAGCCUCCUGUAACUCUGUGAAGGUGAACCCGGCAGCCCAGCCCAUGUCCAGUGCGGCUCAGGCCACUCUCCAGCCAGGGGCCAAGUACCCUGAUGUGGCCUCUCCCACACUCCGCAGACUCUUUGGUGGGAAGCCUACCAAGCAAGUACCCAUCGCCACAGCUGAAAACAUGAAAAAUUCGGUGGUCAUCUCCAAUCCUCAUGCCACCUUGACCCAGCAAGGUAACUUAGAGUCCCCCUCAGGCAGCGGUGUCCUGAGCAGCGGGAGCAGCAGUCCUCUCUACAGUAAGAACGUGGAUAUCAACCAGUCUCCUCUAGCCUCCAGCCCCAGCUCAGCCCAUUCGGGCCCCUCCAACAGCCUCACCUGGGGCACCAACGCCAGCAGCUCCUCGGCAGUUAGCAAGGACGGCCUGGGCUUCCAGUCCGUCAGCAGCCUCCACACCAGCUGUGAAUCCAUUGACAUCUCCCUCAGCAGUGGAGGGGGGCCGAGUCACAAUUCUUCCACGGGCCUCAUCGCCUCCUCUAAGGAUGACCCCCUGACUCCCUUUGUCAGAACUAACAGUGUGAAGACCACACUGUCAGAAAGCCCUCUCUCUUCCCCUGCCGCUAGCCCUAAAUUCUGCAGAAGUACUUUGCCCAGGAAACAGGACAGUGACCCGCACCUUGAUAGGAACACUUUGCCUAAGAAAGGACUCAGGUAUACUCCCACCUCCCAGCUCCGCACACAAGAAGACGCAAAAGAGUGGUUACGGUCCCAUUCUGCAGGAGGCCUGCAGGACACGGCUGCCAAUUCCCCCUUUUCCUCUGGCUCCAGUGUAACUUCUCCCUCUGGAACAAGAUUCAACUUUUCCCAACUUGCGAGUCCCACUACUGUCACCCAGAUGAGCUUGUCCAACCCGACCAUGCUGAGGACCCACAGCCUCUCCAAUGCCGAUGGGCAGUAUGACCCGUACACGGACAGCCGCUUCCGGAACAGCUCCAUGUCCCUGGACGAGAAGAGCAGAACUAUGAGCCGCUCAGGCUCAUUCCGGGAUGGGUUUGAAGAAGCUUCUUGGCAAGCAAAAAUACUGUGCAGCUUUGCCAGUCCUCUUCCUAACUCGGGUUAUUUCUCUUUCCCUUUAUUCUUUCAGUCAAAGUGUGAAUUGGUUCAUGGAUCCUCGCUCUCCUUGGUUUCCAGCACGUCAUCAAUUUAUUCUACACCUGAAGAAAAAUGCCAGUCAGAGAUUCGCAAACUGCGGCGGGAGCUGGAUGCCUCCCAGGAAAAGGUUUCAGCUUUGACCACCCAGCUGACAGCAAAUGCUCACCUCGUCGCAGCGUUUGAACAGAGCCUUGGAAACAUGACAAUCAGGCUCCAGAGUUUGACCAUGACGGCUGAGCAAAAGGACUCGGAACUGAAUGAGCUAAGGAAAACCAUUGAGUUGCUAAAGAAACAGAACGCAGCUGCCCAGGCUGCUAUUAAUGGAGUAAUCAACACACCGGAGCUCAACUGCAAAGGAAAUGGUACCUCCCAGUCUGCAGAUCUCCGCAUCCGCAGACAGCACUCCUCUGACAGCGUCUCCAGCAUCAACAGUGCCACCAGCCACUCCAGCGUGGGGAGCAACAUAGAGAGUGAUUCAAAGAAAAAGAAGAGAAAGAAUUGGGUCAAUGAGUUACGCAGCUCCUUCAAGCAAGCUUUCGGGAAGAAGAAGUCCCCCAAGUCAGCAUCCUCUCAUUCAGACAUUGAGGAGAUGACCGAUUCUUCUUUGCCAUCGUCACCAAAGUUACCACACAACGGUUCCACGGGUUCCACUCCACUGCUGAGAAACUCGCACUCCAACUCUCUAAUUUCAGAGUGCAUGGAUAGUGAAGCCGAGACAGUCAUGCAGCUCCGAAAUGAGCUGAGAGACAAAGAGAUGAAGCUGACGGACAUCCGCCUAGAAGCCCUCAGCUCUGCACAUCAGCUGGACCAACUCCGGGAGGCCAUGAACAGGAUGCAGAGUGAAAUAGAGAAGCUGAAAGCUGAGAAUGACCGGCUGAAGUCGGAGUCUCAAGGCAGUGGCUGCAGCCGGGCGCCCUCGCAGGUGUCCCUCUCCGCCUCUCCGAGGCAGUCCAUGGGCCUCUCCCAGCACAGCCUGAACCUCACUGAGUCAACCAGUCUGGACAUGUUGCUGGAUGACACUGGUGAAUGCUCGGCUCGGAAGGAAGGAGGCAGGCAUGUUAAGAUAGUUGUCAGCUUUCAGGAGGAAAUGAAGUGGAAGGAGGAUUCCAGACCACACCUCUUUCUUAUUGGCUGCAUUGGAGUUAGUGGCAAGACGAAGUGGGAUGUGCUCGAUGGGGUGGUUAGACGGCUGUUCAAAGAAUACAUCAUUCACGUCGACCCAGUGAGUCAGCUAGGGCUGAAUUCAGAUAGUGUUCUUGGCUACAGCAUUGGAGAAGUCAAACGCAGCAACACAUCCGGGACCCCCGAGCUUCUACCCUGUGGCUAUCUGGUGGGAGAGAACACCACCAUCUCCGUGACCGUCAAAGGGCUCGCAGAAAACAGCCUGGACUCGCUGGUAUUUGAGUCGCUAAUCCCCAAGCCCAUCCUGCAGCGCUACGUCUCCCUGCUGGUAGAACACCGGCGGAUCAUUCUCUCUGGCCCCAGCGGCACUGGGAAAACCUACCUGGCCAACCGGCUGUCAGAGUACCUCGUGCUUCGGGAGGGACGCGAGCUGACAGAUGGGGUCAUCGCCACCUUCAACGUGGACCACAAGUCCAGCAAGGAAUUGCGCCAGUACCUGUCCAACCUUGCUGACCAGUGCACCAGUGAGAACAAUGCUGUAGACAUGCCUCUCGUCAUCAUCCUGGACAACCUGCAUCACGUCAGCUCUCUGGGCGAGAUCUUCAAUGGGCUGCUCAACUGCAAGGACCAUAAAUGCCCUUACAUAAUUGGCACGAUGAACCAGGCUACCUCUUCUACUCCCAACCUGCAGCUUCAUCACAACUUCAGGUGGGUGCUUUGUGCCAACCACACGGAGCCCGUGAAGGGUUUCCUUGGCCGGUUCCUGAGGCGGAAACUCAUGGAAAUGGAGAUCAGUGGGCGGGUGCGGAAUGUGGAGCUGGUAAAAAUCAUCGACUGGAUUCCCAAGGUCUGGCAUCACCUCAACCGCUUCCUGGAGGCUCACAGCUCUUCGGACGUCACCAUAGGUCCCCGGCUCUUCCUGUCGUGCCCAAUUGAUGUGGAUGGCUCCAGAGUGUGGUUCACCGACUUGUGGAAUUAUUCGAUUAUCCCCUAUCUCCUGGAAGCCGUCAGAGAGGGACUCCAGCUCUAUGGAAGGCGGGCUCCCUGGGAGGAUCCUGCCAAGUGGGUGAUGGACACCUAUCCUUGGGCGGCAAGCCCACAGCAGCACGAGUGGCCUCCCCUGCUGCAGCUCCGGCCUGAGGACGUCGGCUUCGACAGCUACUCCAUACCUCGGGAGGGCUCAACGAGCAAGCAGAUGCCCCCUAGUGACGCUGAAGGAGACCCGCUGAUGAAUAUGCUGAUGAGGCUGCAGGAGGCAGCCAACUACUCCAGCCCCCAGAGCUACGACAGCGACUCCAACAGCAACAGCCACCACGAUGACAUCCUGGACUCGUCCUUGGAGUCCACUCUGUGACAGGGGCCUGGACACAGAGCCUGCCCACCUUCUCCUUUCCUCGCCCCACUCCGCCUCCAUCCUCUGCACCACCCUGAAGAUGCCCUCCUGAGCCAGCCCCCAGUCGCAGCAUGCCAGCUGCAGGAAUACCAAGACCCCUCGUCCUCCAGCCUUGACCUGGGUGCAGGCAUCCCGGGCCAGCCGCCUUGGGACUGCUUCCUUCCACAGCGAGAACUGCACUAUCUUUGGUUUUCUUUUCAUUAUUGUUUUGCCUUGUUGCUGUGACCUCCCUAAGACACUAAAGAUACUUCUCGGGAAAGGAUUAUCACCGUUGAAAACGAAAAGGGUUUAAAUAAAACACAAACCCCACUUGAAGCUCUGAAACCAAACAGCAUCCCGCCAUGAGCUGCCCAGAGACAGAAGAGACUGGAGUAAAGCUGGAGGCAUAGACAGCUCAGCUCCCCCUCCGCACAGACCCUCCAGCACCCCCAUACCUGCACCAACCCACCCUCCUAUCCAGCCUGCCAACAGAGAACUGGUGCUAACUAAGAAGGGCACUUGCUUUGGUCACACAACAAACGACAGAGCUACAACGCAGGGAAAAACCUUCGGGGAAAAAACAACGCGUGCUUUCUGUUUUGUUUUUUAAAUGGUGCUCUCCUUAUCCGAGAGGUAUUCUGCCUGUUCCAAUUCAACCCACACCUUUCAGAUACAUCAGCCUCCGAUUAAUCCAUGAGCGUGAGUGAAGGAGUGAGAAUGCCUGAGCAGAUGUGCUAUAAUGCAGAACAGCAUGUGUCUGUUUCCUUCUUAUAUAUAAAUGAAUCAGGUUUUGUUUUUUUCUGCCGACACUGUGUACAGUGAGAAUUGGUCUACUUUGGAGAACUGAUUACCCCUUUGAAAAAGGUUGAGUUCCUCCCUUUCUGACUCUUUGAUUUUGAAGAUUUUUUUCUUCUUUCCUUCUUGGUCAGAACCAAUCCUUUGGUGAAAGUAAGAACCGCAGGAGUUGAGUUUUGGUUUGGUCCUGCUGAGUUUUGGUUUUCCGUUGUCCAUCCUCACAGUUCUAUACACUCGCCGCCUCCUGCUGGGGCUGGGGCUAGUCGCCGACGUCCAGUAAAAUGGACCAGGACCCCACCCUCAGCACGUGGGUGAGCCGGGACCUUGCCUUUCCUUCUCGUCCUCAAGGCUUUAGAUUGCACGUUGACACCUCAAGCGUGCCAGCCCCAACCUCAGGUGGGGUGGUGAGGUCACCUCGCGAAAGACUUGCACUUUCCUCAGAACCAACAUGACACAACUCAACAAAUGGGGGGCAGCCAUUCCCUCCAGAAGCCCCAGCCCCGGCCUCCAUCCAGAAAAGCCUUGCCUGACCUCUUCGGUGCUGACCUUCCCAAAGCGAUGCCUUACUGGUUUUGUACUAACCAUGUUCAUUUAUGAGUGUCAUGCCUGCCUGGGGUCCAUUUUGGGUUUUUCUUUUUUCCCCCCAUCAGAGCAAACAGGGCUAAAAAGUCAUCUACUCAUUAGGAGAACUCAAGUUGCUGUGACUUUUUUCUCACCCAAAAGACUCAUUUGUGUGGAUGUGUGACCAUGGGAAAAAGAAAAAGGAAAAAAAUAAAUAAAAAGAUUCAUUUUUUUUUUUUAGGUUCUUAUCAGUCUCCAGCUAACACCCUGACUGGACAAUGAUGUGUCUUGUGCAGGAAAAGGCACAAGUUCCUAAAAGUCUCCAUGACAUCGCUGAUAUAUGCCAUGCUACCACGUGUCUUGAACAUACUGGUAUUUUCUUUACAGAGUGUAGUAAACCUUUGAGUUCGUGUCUGUUUUAUAAAGAGAAUCUUUAUUCGACCCCAGUGGGGGAGUCUCUGUUAAUGAUCAGGGUUUUUAUUCCAUCUUGACAUUUUUUAUUUCUGAAGGUCCAUCUCUAUAGUUUUUCUUGUUACCACAAGAGCUUGACCUGAAACUGCUCACAUUACAUUGGAUGACACCAUUUUCUUCCACUUUGAAAGGAAAAAGGGAAAUUGUCCCACUAACUGGUGAACGGAAAACCUCUCAACACUGUCCCUGCUUUAGUCUCAAUAAAAUCAGACUCUAUCCUGCUAAGCCUUCAUGAGUCAUCUGGGUGUGUGAGUGUCUUCUUCUGUUUUGUUUUUCAUAAAGAUUUUUUAAACCAUAUAUUUAGCCUGUGACCACAGGCCAAACCCUGAGCCUUCUGGUAGACCUGAAGAGUGGUCCUUCUCAAUUUAUCUCCCAAUGAUGACCUUACACUCAUACUGUGAAUUUGGGAGGAGGUAAAAUUGACUUCUCCUCGUGGGCAGUUUUCCCAGUCACCUUGUGAGUAGACACCUGCCAAUAUUAUUUGAAACUCUUUUUCUUUCUUUCUUUCUUUCUUUCUUUCUUUCUUUCUUUCUUUCUUUCUUUCUUUCUUUCUUU